GCAAUUUGAAUAUAGCCCCAUCUAUUGGCAAGAAUUUGUACUAAAGAUGGACUUAGAAGAAAUGUACCAGGUUUUAAAAGGGGCCAGCGGUGGGAAUGGCGCAUCGUACGACGAAGUUUCCAGAUGGUUCCACGAGUGCCAGAUUAUUGAUGGCUUGAUACUAACAGAGCAUUUGUUCGAUGUGUCGUAUGAGAGGUUAGCGCCGAAUAGAGAGCAAUUGUCUAUGACUCAGUUCAUACAGUUUAUUGGUAUCUUAGCGAGAGAGACGAAGCGUGAAGUGGACAGUUUUUUGGAUCGUUUCAAAACCGUUAAGAACGGAAUAAUCGACGAAAUACAACAGAGAUACAGGGAGACGAAUAAGAAAUACAUAAUUAACCAGUUUUUAUUAAUACAGCAGCAAGUCGAUGUUAGAUUGGCACAGAAUCUCAUAUUCUCAUUGGCGUAUCUAGGGUAA
Ostrinia furnacalis (Asian corn borer) is the source of this 454-nucleotide messenger RNA. RefSeq lists its product as uncharacterized. The coding region runs from base 47 to 454 and encodes 135 amino acids. Lineage: Eukaryota; Metazoa; Arthropoda; Insecta; Lepidoptera; Crambidae. The record is from RefSeq and is a predicted model, not a curated record. The transcript has 2 exons.